Oncorhynchus kisutch (coho salmon) is the source of this 873-nucleotide messenger RNA. RefSeq names its product transmembrane protein 255B (gene tmem255b). Lineage: Eukaryota; Metazoa; Chordata; Actinopteri; Salmoniformes; Salmonidae. The transcript is spliced from 7 exons. The record is from RefSeq and is a predicted model, not a curated record. Bases 1 to 873 code for a protein of 290 amino acids.
AUGUGUAUCUCCAUGAUGGUGACGAGUGUCACGGCCGGGAAGGAUGAAAGCUGGGCCAGGGCACUCAUGGCAGCCAUCAUCUUCAUCAGUAUGGGAGUCAUCGCUUCCUUCUUCUGUGCCAUCGUGGACGGAAUCAUCGCGGCUGAGUUCAUAGACAGUAGGCCGCUGCUGGAGGACAGGUGUGAGUUCUACGCCAGUGGAUCAGGGUACGCCUACGACAACUAUUAUACUGAGGUGGUGUGCAGCUCAUUCAACAGUGAGUGUAAAGUGAGAAUGAAGAGCAACACCUGCUACUGCUGUGACCUGUACAACUGUGAGAGUCCAGACUACCAUACCCAUUACUAUGAGUUCACGGGGGUGAGUAGCUGCUGGGAUGUGGUCCAUCUCCAUCGUCUGCUGUGGGCCUGUGUGGUGCUCAACAUAAUGGGCCUGUUCCUGGGAAUCAUCACAGCUGCUAUACUGGGGGCUUACAAGGACCUGGCUCCCGCCCCCCAGAUGUCCCCCAGUCCCGCCCCACCCCCCCACAUCAUGUAUAACCCCACCCAGCACGUGGUGACCUACGCUGGCUUCUGCCCCAAUGGACAGGCCCUGCCCGCCUACCCCAACUACCCCGCUUUGCCCAUGCAGCACCACAGCAGUUACCAGGGCCCCUCCACCCCCCAGCCCGGCCUGGAGAUGACCCUAACCCCCUCCUCUCCGUCAGAGGAGAGCCAGAGCCAGCCUUCCGCCCAGGCCCCCUGCCAGCCCACCUUCCAGACUGGCUCCCAGGACCCUGGUCAGGGUUACAUGCUAACACCCAACGCCCCUGCCCUCUACCCUGGCCCCGUCUACGGGCCCUCCGGCUUCGAGAAGCCCCCUCCUUAUGCAUGCUGA